AUGAAGUUCAAGACCUAUAUUUCUAAAGAUUCCAAGCUAACGGACAGCAUUGCUGCGCUUGGAUGGAGUAACAACGAGGACAUCUAUAGCUGUGGCGGCGAUCAGCAGGUGUACAAGUGGAGCUCCAACAAUCGUGAGAUGGUGCAAGUGGCAAAGCUACCCGAAGGAUUCGUGCCGACCGAUCUGCACUGGCUACUCGGAAAGGGCCCCACUGUAGGAGCGGGUGGAGCGAGUGUAUCCGGCGGCGGCAAAGGAGGUGAAUGUUUGCUGCUGGCCAGCGCUGAUGGGCGAUUCAUCAUACUGAACAAAAGUGCCCGAAUCGAGCGUAACGUCCCAGCGCACAGUGGCACGAUUGUUUCAUGCCGCUGGAGUCCGGACGGUGCCGGUUUGCUGACGGCCGGUGAAGAUGGCAUCAUAAAGAUAUGGUCACGUUCCGGCAUGCUGCGGUCUACCGUGGUUCAGAACGAAGGACAAAUACGGUGCGCUCGGUGGUCUCCAAGUGCGUCCGCUAUCGUGUACUGUCAAGGUCCGUUCGUGGCGAUUAAACCACUUGCGGCCAACAGUAAGCUGACCAAGUGGAGAGCUCACGACGGAAUGGUCCUCUGUCUGUGCUGGUCAACCAAUACGGCCAUGAUUGGGACGGGCGGUGAGGACUGUCGAUACAAGAUUUGGGAUACACAAGGCACAAACAUUUACACCAGUGUGGCGGAUGAUUAUGCCAUCACAUCGAUUGACUUUUGUCCCGAUGGUGAACUGUUGGCCGUCGGUGGGUUUAAUAUGGUGAAGCUCUGUCACUAUACAGGAUGGAGCCACAGCAUCGUGCGAUUCAACCAACAGGUCAUAGGGUCGCUAUUCAACAUAGUAUGGUCCGGCGAUAGUACGCAAAUAGCGGCUUCUACCAGUACCGGAAGCUUGCUCUUCGGACACAUCAUCGAGCGGGAGCUGAGAAAUCGAAAUCUGAAAGCGAUCACAUCGGGCCGCAAGACGAUCCUCUUGCAGGACAUUGUUGCACGCACCUCCGAUACGUUGGAUUUUUCGGAGCGCAUCAUCAAGUGGGAGCUUGGGUAUGGACAUUUGGUGGUAGCGACGGUCCACCAGAUUCAUAUCUUCAACGAGAAUUACAUCAACACUCCAAUCAUCAUUGACGGGCGAAGUGAUAUUCGUAUCAUUAUGCUUGGGAAGAAAAAUUUUAUUCUAGUUGACAACAACUCUAUAUGGAUCUACACGUACACUGGACGGCUACAUUUGAACCCGCGGUAUCCCGGCUCGCAGACACAGAUCCCCCAUCUUAACGGACGUUGUAUAUCGCUUGGGCUGGAUUCGCUGGCGGUACGCGAUCAUUCAGAUCAGACGAUCGUGCAUGUGUUUGAUUUGCUGCCCGGAGCCACACGCCAAGAGGAACCGUAUACCAUUCACAGCAAAUCGCCCGUUGUCGAGGUGGCCGUGUGUCGGUUCGGAAACCCCGACGACCAGUACUUGGUAUACAUCGAUGUGAAUCAGGAUCUGUACAUUACCAGCGUCCACAGCAGCCCGGAAUACGUGACGCAUAAGAUCGGAACACAGGUGACGACGGUGAUGUGGUCGAGCGACACAAAUAUCCUUGUCGCACUGCAUGAUCUCAGCUACAGCGUUUGGUACUGUCCGGGAGAGGCAUGCACGGAUCCAACACUGAUCGCACUGACCACGUUUACGUACGAUACGAGUGAAUUCGGCAAGAACCUAACGCUGGAGAACUUCGAGGGACCAAACGUGACGUUCCGCAGUUCGGGUGCGAUCUUUACCGUCUCGGUGAAAACGUACUGUGUGCUGCUACAUAAACUGUUUUCGGAGAACCAGUGGGAGCGAGCGCUGAAACUGUGCCGUUUGGUGCAGAAUCAACUGCUGUGGGCAACGUUGGCGGCGAUGGCAUCCAAGCGCAAUCAGCUGGACAUCAGCGAAGAAGCGUUCUCUGCGUCACUGCAAAUCGACAAAGUAAACUACCUAAACCACAUUAAAUCUCUGCCUCCCGCGGGCCCGGAACAUAUGGCCGAGAAUUCGAUCAUGAAUGGACGCAUACAGGAGGCGGAAAUUAUUCUGCUGCAUAACAAACGCAUUCCGGAGGCAAUUAGGUUCUGUCUGCGAAUGCACCGCUGGAAUAAGGCUCUAGAGGUUGCUCUGAAACACGGGGUCGAUGUGGAGUUGGUGAUGGAGGAGCGAAAAAAGUAUCUGCUCGCACUGGAACGUGAGGAAAAUGAUCCCCAAUUUCUUGCCGUGAAUGAGCACAUGGACUAG
This is a messenger RNA of Anopheles coustani, 2271 nucleotides long. It is a transcript of the gene Oseg5, whose product is annotated as intraflagellar transport protein 80 homolog. Gene Ontology annotation, cellular component: centrosome; intraciliary transport particle B; cilium. NCBI's taxonomy places the organism in Eukaryota, Metazoa, Arthropoda, Insecta, Diptera, Culicidae. The transcript is spliced from 3 exons. Gene Ontology annotation, molecular function: protein binding. The record is from RefSeq and is a predicted model, not a curated record. Gene Ontology annotation, biological process: cilium assembly. The coding region runs from base 1 to 2271 and encodes 756 amino acids.